This is a messenger RNA of Dermochelys coriacea (leatherback sea turtle), 10452 nucleotides long. It is a transcript of the gene SRCIN1, whose product is annotated as SRC kinase signaling inhibitor 1. Gene Ontology annotation, cellular component: cytoplasm; actin cytoskeleton; postsynaptic density. The record is from RefSeq and is a predicted model, not a curated record. The transcript has 22 exons. Gene Ontology annotation, biological process: regulation of dendritic spine morphogenesis. The coding region runs from base 757 to 5895 and encodes 1712 amino acids. Lineage: Eukaryota; Metazoa; Chordata; Testudines; Dermochelyidae.
AAGCUGGAGCUCAGUUGGAGAGCAGGGUCCUAUAGACCUGCGGGGACUGUGUCUUUAAGAGCACAGAGCCUGCCUUGAAUACAAUCAGCUCUGCCUGGGUAGCCAAGCUCCCAUCCCUAGCACACACAGCUCCCCGCUGGUGGCAAGGGGGUGGCGAGGCUGUGGGCACGCAGGCAGCGGGCGGCAAGGGCAUGGGUGUGCAUGGAUGCCUGGCACUCGGGCUCCAUGACUCGUUGGACGGAACACACUGACAUUUGAAAAGGAAAAAAAAAUACUCAGAGAAACAGAGGGAGCUUUGAAACGACCAGGAGAAAGACACACAGCAGGGGAAUCGAACGGGGCAGAGGGGAAAAGUUCCUGGGCAGGGAAAGGAUGUGAGCAGAAGGACUGGCCGGGAGCCGGAAGGAUGCCAUGGACUCUGGCAGGGAAAGUGGGGCAGCAACCGGCAGCCAUGGAGACAACCUCGCAGACACCCGUGCCAGCCUGGCAGAUCCCCCCUCUCUAGCUCAGCGACGGGAAAGGGGACGGGAGUCUGGCUGGAGCCUGGAAAGGUGGGUUCUGGACUGGCUACCUCCUGCAUUGACUGGCGAGGAAGGUCGGCUUGCACCCUGCCACCCGACUUUCUCCAAGGCUGAGGAUCCGGAUGUCGAUUGAACAUGACAAUCGCCGGGCGGUUAAACGCCGACCGAUUCCCGGGCACACACUGGAUCGAGGUCAGUGCCCGUGUAAUCAGAUCCCGAGAGGACUAGCACACACAUGAUCUCAGCAGACGAUGUGGAGUACCCACGGGAAUACAGGACCCUGGGGAACGGGACCCGGCGCUUCUCCAACGUCGGGCUGGUGCACACCUCGGAACGCCGGCACACGGUGAUCGCCGCCCAGAGCCUGGAGGCGCUGACUGGGCUCCAGAAGGCCGAGAUGGACCGCAAGCGGGACGCCUUCAUGGACCACCUGAAGAACAAGUACCCGCAGCAUGCCCUGGCCAUCCGAGGCCAGCAGGAGAGGAUCCGGGACCAGCAACCCAACUACUGGAGCUUUAAGACAAGAAGUUCACGGCACUCCCAGGGCUCCCAGCCCGCCCUGGCCGAUCAAGCCAAACUCUCCUUCGCCUCAGCGGAGUCCCUGGAAACCAUGUCUGAAGCCGAGCUGCCCAUUGGAUUCAACAGGAUGAACCGGUUCCGGCAAAGCUUGCCUUUGUCCCGCUCCACCAGCCAAACCAAGCUCCGGUCACCAGGGAUCCUUUUCCUGCAGUUCGGGGAUGAGACGAGGCGUGUCCACAUCACCCACGAGAUCAGCAGCAUGGACACACUGCAUGCUCUCAUCGUCCACAUGUUCCCCCAGAAGCUCACCAUGGGGAUGCUGAAAUCGUCCAACACCGCCAUCCUGAUCAAGGAUGAGUCGCGCAAUGUCUUCUACGAGCUGGAGGAUGUCAGGGACAUCCAGGACAGAAGCAUCAUCAAAAUCUACCGCAAAGAGCCCCUCUACGCCUCCUUCCCAGCCUCGCACAUCACCAAUGGUGACCUGAGGCGGGAGAUGGUUUAUACCUCCAGGGAGUCGUCCCCCACCCGCCGGCUGAACACCAUGUCCCCAGCUUCCCACCUCACCUCCGGCUCCCCUCCGCCCGUGCUCCAGUCUUCCUCCCCGUCCCGCUCCCGCAUGUCCUACAGCGGCGGGCGCCCGCCCUCCUAUGCCGGCAGCCCCGUGCACCACGGCGAGCGCCUCUCCAACCUGCCGCCCGCCCCGGGUGUGUCGCCCAGCCCCAGCGCCAUCCUGGAGCGCCGGGACGUCAAGCCAGACGAAGACCUGGCCGGCAAGAACAUGGUGCUGGUGAAGAACGAGGGGCUGUACGCUGACCCCUACGGCAUGGUGCACGAGGGCCGGCUCAGCAUCACCUCCACGCAGUCCCUGGCCAGCAUGGGCGACCCCUUCACCUACGCCGGGGGGCUCUACAAACGGGGCUCGGUCCGCUCCCUCAGCACCUACUCAGCGGCUGCCCUGCAGACGGAGCUGGAGGAUAGCCUGUACAAGCCCAACACCCAGAUCUACAGCGACGCCUACGGGCCCAGCCUCAGCUUCCGCAUGCCCCCGUCCUCGCCGCAGAAGAUGGCCGAUGGCCGGCUGGUGGAUGUCCAGCAGGGGCAGAGCCCUCACAGCCCCUACUCGGGGCCGUCCAGCAGGUCCUCGCCCGUCCGCCAGUCCUUCCGCAAAGACUCCUGCUCCUCGGUCUUCAUGGAGAGCCCCGUCAGCAAGCCCCGGAACCCCAGCUCCUCGGGCCCCCCCGAACUCUUCCCAGGCCCUGGGGAUCGACCCCUGUCAGGGUUCAGCCCUCCCGUGCCCGCCAAGGAUACGGAAACAAGGGAACGGAUGGAAGCCAUGGAGAAGCAGAUCGCCAGCCUGACAGGGCUGGUGCAGAGCGCGCUGCUCCGGGGCUCCGAGGGCGAGACCCCCAGCGAGAAGACGGACACCACCAACGGAGGGACACCCCCGUCAGCACCUGCCAGCCGGAGCUGCACGGGGACGCCGAUCCCGGCUCCCUCGCACCCCUCCGCCACCAGCACCCCGGCUGGGCAGCCGACGGCCAUCACUCGCCUGCACAUGCAGCUGCACCUCCACGACCUGCAGCAGAACGCCAGCGACCUCCGCAACCAGCUGCAGCAGCUGAAGAAGCUGCAGCUGCAGAACCAGGAGACAGUGAAGACGAUGCUGCGGCGGACGGAGACGGAGAUCAGCGUGCGGGUGACGGACACCAUGCGCAAGCAGGAGGACCCCCUGCAGCGCCAGCGCAGCCUGGUGGAGGAGGAGCGGCUCCGCUACCUGAACGAGGAAGAGCUAAUCACCCAGCAGUUAAACGACCUGGAGAAGUCAGUGGAGAAGAUUCAGAAGGACAAUCACCGGCUCGUCCCUGUGCAGGAGCUGGAGGAGAAGGCCGUGGUGCUGAAACAGCUGGGGGAGACACUGACAGAACUGAAGGCUCACUUCCCCAGCCUUCAGAGCAAGAUGCGGGUGGUGCUCCGGGUGGAGGUGGAGGCCGUGAAGUUUCUCAAGGAGGAGCCGCACCGGCUGGACAGCCUGCUGAAGCGCUGCAAGACGGUGACAGACACCCUCACCCAGAUCCGCAGGCAAGUGGAUGAGACCAUGUGGGCUCAGUCCAACAACCUGAGCCAGUCCCCGAAGAAGGUGGCGCCAGAGACCGAUUUCAGCAAGGGUCUGGAUUUCGAGGUCCCCACCAGCCCCCCGAUGAACCUCCAUGACCUGACCGCCUCCACAGACACCCUGGGCACACCGGGCUUUGGGCAUGGUCCCCUGCAACUCCCUAAGAGCAAUAACCCCUCCCGAGCUCCGGAGAUGGUGCUGGCCAAGACCCAGACGGGCCCCGAAACUCCCGGCAAGAGGAGCACGGACAAAGCCGUGUCUGUAGAGGCCGCCGAGCGGGACUGGGAGGAGAAGAGGGCGGCGCUGACCCAGUACAGCGCCAAGGACAUUAACCGCCUCCUGGAGGAGACCCAGGCCGAGCUCAUGAAGGCCAUCCCCGACCUGGAGUUUGCCGCCAAGCACAAGCAGGCCGCCAGCAGCGCCGCCUCCACGCCUGAACACAAGCCCUCCAAGCCACAGCACGCACAGAAAGCCACCGCCAAAAUCGACCCCAACGGCCGCAGGGGCUCAGAUGAGCUGACAGUCCCCAGGUAUCGGACUGAGAAGCCCUCGAAAUCGCCGCCUCCCCCCCCUCCUCGCCGGAGCUUCCCCUCCUCCCACGGGCUGACCACCACCCGCACCGGUGAGGUGAUCGUCACCAGCAAGAAGGACUCCAGCUUCAUGAAGAAGGCGGAGUCGGAGGAGCUGGAGCCCCAGAAGCCCCAGGUGAAGCUGAGGCGGACGGUGUCGGAGGUCACCAGGCCUGCGUCCACCCCACCCAUCAUUGCCUCAGCCAUCAAGGACGACGACGAGGAGGACCGGAUCAUCGCCGAGCUGGAGGUGUUUCAGAGAAGCUCUGGCUCCCCAUUUAUCCCCAAGUUCCGCUGCGACCGGCUCGCAGCUGCCGUCUCCCCCGCUCCCGCAGACUUGUGGCCCAAUGGGGCCACCCUUGCAGCCGAAGGAUGGAAGGCUGCAGCAGCCGGCCAGCCCGAUGCCGGAACAGACUCCAGCCACCAGCCAUCAGUCCAGGAAUCGGCCUCUCCAGCCAGCCCGGCUGUCCGCCUCCCUCAGAUUGUGCUCACCGAGUGGGUGCCUGCCCUGCCUUCGCCUGAAGCAGAGCUGGAGGUGGCUGCAGAAACAGGCAGCUCUCCGUGCACUUCCAGCGACAAAGAGGUGGGAAUGGAAGGAUCUCCACAUGUGGAGCCUACACAGGCCAUGGUUGAAAUAGAGAGAAACUUGGAGGGACUGGGGCUCUUGCCAAGCAGCCCUGAGAACCAGGCCGAAAGGGAGGAAACCUCUCCCAUCCGGGUGCCGUCUGGUUUCUUAAAGCAGGCUCUGUCAGUGCCUGGAAGCAGCCAAGCCUCACCUGUCCAGCCUGGAGGCGCUCCAGAAGGAGAAAUGAUAGCAUUCUUAAUAACAAACACCCCAACCCAGGCUCUGUCAAAGGAUGGAGGGAACCCCUUGGCUGAGGAGGGAGGAGAAAAGGUUGGGACGUUGAACACCGGAGAGGAAGGCAGCUGCAAGACUAUGGCCUACGGGCCAGUUGUCUGUGUGAAGGACAAACCCCUCAUCGAUCUCUUGAAAGAAGCCGCAGACCCUGAAGUGGGUUCCGAGAAGGUCUCCUCCGUCACUGACGAAGGCGAAGGGUCUAAAGCGGCCGUGGGAUUUCACGGCGAUGUCACAGAACCCAAAGCCAGGAGAACCAAUCCAAGCUCGGAGAGGAUGCCCCCCAUUUCUGAAGACCCCAGUGGGGCUAGCAAGCAGGCGCAAAGGGAAGACCUCGCUAGCUGUCCAGCCUCAAAGUGUCCAACGCCAAGACCAAGAUCUUUCCCAGGCAAAGAUCCAAACUACCAGGUGUCUGAACAACUCACGAUACAGCCUCCUGAGGAGCACUUCAGUGCUUCAUCAAGAUCCAGUGAGCAUAGCGCCACCUCUGGGCAGAGAACCCUAGACCGAUUUGCGGAUGGAGAGGAGAUCAAGGCAGCCUCGAAUACCGGAGGGUCCCCAGCAGAGAGAGAGCACGACCGGGACCUAGAAGGCCAAACCAAAGAGGAAAUGUCUCCUCUCGGCUUUGCAAGCCUAAGCAGCCACGAGAUUUGCGAAUGCACAUACCAAAGACUGGACAGCCUUGAAGAAACUAUCCGUGAGCUGGAGAUGACCAUUAAUGAAAUCAAUAUCCACCCAUCAGCUGAAUUUACAUUUCGCAGAGAGCUGCUAGGACAGUUGGGGUCUCAGGAUGACAGUGGGCUAAAGGAGGGCUUGGGGGAUCUUGAACACAGUUGCUGGCGUGCCAGGACCAUGGAUUCAGAACAGGGUGAGGCUGAUGCUCCCGGAAGGUCAUCUCUGAGCGGGACCAAGCCACCUCUGCUACCCAAGCCGCAGCUUCCGCUCAACAGUCCUAAGAGUGGUGGCGUUUCCAUUCCAGCCAUGAAGAUGGUGAAUCCGGCCUCCCGGCUGAAGCAGAGCCAGCAGGCGAGCCCGGACAAAAGCAAACACAUAAAGCAGAGAAUGGAAUACAUGCGGAUCCAGGGACCACAGCAGAGCGCUAAGAACUUCACUCCGCCCGUUUCACAAGCUUCAAGCAACGACGACGGUGCGCGGUGCCAGAACCUGCCAUGCCUUGUUCAAGGAGGACCAGAACAAAAGCAGAAGGCUGUUGACAUGGGAAGGGAGGGUGUGGGGGGGAAGCGGCUUCUGAAGAUGUCUCAGAAACCCGCCGAUCUGACUGUUAAUGCUGCUGCCACUCCGUUUUUUUUUCCUUAAAGUUUUUAACAGCUGUAACUGUGAUUAAUCCUGUAGGAAACUAUGCUACAGUCUUCUAGCCAAGUCUUCACGGGUCAGUGGUGUUUUGACUUUGGAGCCUGUGUGUGCAGCUUUUCCGUUGGGCUUUUGAUUGUUGACUUGCUGAAAGGUCAGUGUUGUACUGAAAGCCGCCAGGGCUCAUACUGCAAGAAGCCAGCGGGUCAGUGUUUGCGUUAGCUUCGCUGUCUCUUUCUUCCAAGAGUUUCCAAGGGAAACACCUGAGAGGGUUUAGUCGGUGAGACUGCCUGGUGCUUACCAACUGGAAAGACCAAAGGUCAGGGCAUGUCGGUGGCGGGGAGGCAGAAUGUUACUUCAAGAGACGUGGCUGAAACGGGUAGAGAAAUUGGAAUGAGAUGGGGACGGUUCCUGAAGGAGUCAGGUUUCCCGUAAUCUUAGUUUCAUAAUGUAGCACUUUAAAGGUUUGGUCAGUUCCUUCCUGUAGUGAGAGAGAGAAACUGGCGGGGGCAGCCAGGACUGCGUGGAGCAGAGGGGUGAUGCUGAACGGCGAGGCCAGGGGCUGAGUGGCAUGGAAGGGGCCGAUACUGCCAGGCAUUGAUCAUGUUGUACUGAGGGACGUGGGAGGAGAGCUGAAUUCAGCGAGUGGGAUGGGAUUGGGAAAGACAGAGUAGCGCAGGUGGGAAGGGCGAGGUUGGAAGCCCUGGAUCUCAACUAGGGGAGAAGGGGCAUGACCCCAGGAGGGGUCAUGGGUUGUAACUACCCUGCCCUUCCGUAUUGGUCUGCAGGGCAAAGGGUGAGUACUAAGCAAUAUACCGUGUGCCCAGAUGGGGGUGUAAAUGUGGAGGCUGAGACUGCUGCUGGAGUUUAAUGCUCCUGUCUGCCUCCUGGCCUCUACAUGGACUCAUGGGUAAGUGGGGGUCGGGCAUGAUGGGGCUUCGCCUUGGGCUGGGGGGGGGUGACAUUCCCGCACCGGGCCCUCUGAAAUUUAGCGCAAUCAGCUCUGGUCAGGCAGGGCUGCAUGGAACACGCCAGGGGCGAGUGGGUGGUUUUCACCAGCAGCAGCCCCUGGGGGCUGUAACGCCCAGGAGGCGAGCGAGGGGAAAGAAUGCAAAGUACAAUAAGCGAGGAGCGGCCCUGGCACCCUGGCUGUAACGAAUGCACUGUAUAGCACGGCGAAGGGCUGGGGCUCGUUAGAGGAACCUGAGGGAGGGAGAUGGGGAACGAGAUUAGAAGAGCCGCAGGUCCAGCGGCCAACACGGAUCUCUUGGGCUCAGUCUGGAGCCAUGGAGAAGGGGCAAAAAAGAGGGUCACAUGCCAUGGUCUCAAAUAGGUAUGGGAGAGGUUUGUUAAAGUACAAUACAUACAUGUGCGUGUGUGGGGUGGGGGUGGGGGUGGGGGUGGGGGUUGGGGGGAUGGCCAGUCACUGGACAAACAAAAUGUAAGCACAGAUUAUACCUAGGGGAAUCAAUGCGCGCUGUGUGUGCGUGUGAAUAUCCCAAAUGCUGUAGUGUAGAGUGUGGAUCAUGUGCAACCAGCGUAUGGAAUCGAAUCACUUCUUUUGUUGGCUAGUUCGUCGUUGGUUUUCAGUUCCUUCUCUUUUUUUUUUUCUUUCUUUCUUUUUUGUAUAGCGAUCAUUUUUGUACAAACAGAACGAGCCUUUUUUUGAAUAACAAUGAGAAAAGAAAAAAAAAAAAAGAAAAGAACCAUAAUGCAAUUGCUUUGGAUUGCAAAAAGCAACUCUUUACAUUUAAGUGAAGUGUCUUAACAUUUUAUAUUGUUUUAAAAAUAUAUUUACAUAUUAUAUAUAUAUAAUAUACGUAAUAUAAAUAUAUAUAUAUAUAAAUAUUUAAAAGAAGAAGAAAUAAAAGAACUCUCUUCACGUCUGGUAUAUGAGGGGGUGGAUCUUCUUCCCUUGUGAAAUUGUUGCUUUAGAAAUGCAGUUUUAACCCUAAUGCUCAGCUUACCAUCCUGUUUUUCCUAGACCUCUCCCUGUUGCCUGUCACUCCCCCCCCCACCCACUUACAUUUUGUGUGCAUGAUGGGAGAGGCUGGUAUGCAUCUGGAGCGAGCCACUGGUGCCUGUGUGUGACACCAAGCAGCGGGACAGGGUGUCAGUGGCAGGGAUUGAACCUGCGAUCUCUGGCUUGUAAAGUAUAACCUUUAAAGUCUUGGGGCUGAAGCAGGCUUCUUACCCGCUGUGGCCUGGCCACCAGUGGGGAAAGGGCGGGGGGGGGGAUAGAACGGGGCACUGAGCUGGUUACAUGUGCCCCAGCUCCCUUGUAGCAAUUUUUAAGAGGUGGGGGCCAUAUGAUGUAGGCAGAGUCAGGCACACACUGGGCGGGUGGAUUUUAGUGGGGGAUUUAGCGCCACCCACUGGGCAGGGAGGGGAAGGAGCUGACCCAGCUCUUAAAGAAGGGAACGGUUUUACAUCUCGAGUAUUUCCCCCUUGCCAUUGUCCAAGCCCUUCCCCACCUCAGGGCCAGCUCUGCCCACUGAUGGGCCAGUGUCAGCCUCAAAAGGUCCCCCGCCAUGCACUGGGCACACAACUGCUCCAGUGGGGCUGGCUCAGCACCAUCCGGCUCGGCUCAGCUCGGCCUCAUACGCUCGGGCAAAAGGCCAGAUGUGGCCUUUCGGGACGCGGGCUGAGCCGGAUCCAGGCUCCUUCCUCGCAGAAAUAGCUGGAAGUUGAAGCAUUAAUUUUAUUUUUCAGUACCAAAGUGAAAAUUGUAGCAAAACUGCAGCUUCUGAGAGCGCUCCUGGCCUCCUCCCCCCCCGCCAUGCCCAGCCACCCCUCCCUCCACCAGCCCCCGCAGUCACCGUCCCGCUGGCUCACUGAACAGCCUGCCUAGCGCCAGGCCAAGAAAACCCAUCACUGCAAAGGCCAGGAGGUGGUAGUGUCAUGGCUUGUCUCAUGGCCACUGUGACUGUCGCUAGUGACGGACGGGUGCCCACCCACCAGGCCCUGCCAGGAUGGGGGGAAUCCUGAGGGCAGAGCCCCCAGUAUUAAGGAGGGCCAGAUACCCUGGUGAAGGCCUUCUAUCUCCCAUGGGGGGGCACACCCCCCAUUGUGCCUCAAGGUAGGGGGCUGGACCAGCUCAAUGCUGCUGGGGGAAAGUGCCUCACUUUAUGGCUCCUGCUGGCGUGUGAGUCGCAAGGGUGGGGAGGCUUAAAAUCGAAAUGCUGGCAUAGCCCCCACCCCUGUAGCUAAGGGCUAGCCCCCACCCCCCGCCAGCACUGCCCUUUUCCCACUAGAGGGGAUGAGGUGUUUUUAAAACCCAGUCAGGUAAACCACAGCCCCCCCCCCCCCGCGCCCCCUUCGGCCUCACCUGGGCGUGUGACUCACUUGCAACCUGGCCUCGCUCCAGCUGGAACUGGCUCACGGGCGCAGGCAGCUGUGUCACUAAAUUAGCAAAAAAUGUUGCAUCCGGGGGGCAGUUUGAUUUUUUUUUCCAAAGGCACAAGGUGGGGGGAACAUAGGUGCUUUUGACUAAGGCCCAGCGCCUCCAUGGCACUUACGCACCUAACUCCCAUUGGCUUCAGUGGGCAUUCAGCAGCGAAACACAUUUCAGGUUCUGGGCCUGAGUGUCUUAGGUGAUGGGGGAAAAAAAAAAAUCAAUGGGCUUUUGAGAAUGCUUCACUCAGCACGUAGGCCCAGAUGCCUAACUCCCAUUGGCUUUUAAGGGGACUUGGGUGCCUUUGAACAGCUGCCCCAAAGGUGCAUGUGUUUAAAUGUUUACAGCUGCGUGAGGUGACCGGCUGCAUCCUCCUGUGUGUUGCAAAGGCUUUCCCCUCGCACAAGGGCCAUGGUGAAUACCGUAGUGCUUUCCCCUUUUAACUACCCGGAGGCGAUUGGCCACACUAGGCUGUGGCUUUGGAGGGACUUAAUUUUGAUUAGCUUCGUUUCCUGCCCCAGCCCCGCCAUGGUUAAGCAGACUAGUCUUCUACGUGCGUGCGUGUCAUUUUCAUGGCAUCACUCCACUUGUGUGUGAGACCAACAAUCACAGCGUGUUGAUUUAACAAUAAACCCACUUUAGUCUGACUUUUAAAUUAAAAAAAGAAAAAGUUAAAAAAAAACAAACCAAACUCAAAAAAGCACCACCCAAGUUAUGCAUGUAUCGCUGGAGUCGCUGCUGCAUGCCACACCUUGCUUUCGUCGUCUGAGACUGUAUGUUGGGGGAAAAUUUUAAAAGGACAAAAAAAGAAAACUUUAGAUGCCGUUUUCAGGGUUUCUACAACGUCGUGUGUCUGUCUCUCUCUCUCUCUCUCUCGCAUGAAUUUUAUUGUGAACUGUUUUGAAAAACAAAACAAAACAAAGCUGGUUGUAAAGGACAGGUCUGGAGUCUGUAUGUUUUUGAAAAUCUUUUUCUGGCUUCUGUCUGUAGCGUAGGUCUAUGUAUAAACUAUAUGGAUGCCAUGGAUAGUUCUGUGAGAAAUGUGAUCAUUGUAACUUGAAAAAAUUCCAAAUGACAAAGGGUUGCUUUUUCUUUUGCCUUUCCUUUCUUAUUUUCUUUUUUAUCAGAGUGUCUGGCUUUAAUAAAACACCUUUUUUUUUUUCUCUAUA